CUUUCCGUCGCUCUGCUAGCAGUCACUGCCGCUAGCGCUCGUAUUGUAACCAAGGAUGUGCUGAGGGAGCGCCAGCUUGAAGCAGCCCAGCAUUGGCAAACCAGUUGGACCGUGGAGACGGGAGGAACUGAGGACGUUGAGCGCAAGGGUGUUCAAAACAUCACCUUCACAAACCCCAAGGCCUCAGAAUUUUAUGUCGAUGGUACAUCCCUCCCUCUGGUCGACUUCGAUGUUGGUCCCAGCUGGUCAGGCCUGUUGCCCAUAAGCGACAGCCCUGAUGAGACACGUCAGCUCUUCUUCUGGUUUUUCCCUCCCGGUCCCGAUGGGAGUCUUGACGAUUUGAUUUUUUGGACAAAUGGAGGCCCUGGAUGCUCUUCACUCGAAGGUUUACUGCAGGAAAAUGGACCUUUCAGUUGGUCCUUGGGUCAAGCCAAACCAACGGUGAAUGAAUACAGCUGGACCAACCUUUCUUCUGUCCUUUGGGUUGAGCAACCUGUUGGCACGGGGUUUUCUCAAGGCGUUCCCAAUGCACAGAAUGAGGAAGACGUUGCUGCUCAACUCGUCGGUUUCUUGCAACAGUUCCUGGAGGUCUUUGCGGAACUGAAAGGCAAGCAAUUGUAUCUGACGGGUGAAAGCUACGCAGGAACAUACGUCCCUUAUCUUGCGAACUAUAUCUACGAGAAUCCCACUCUAUUAGACCUCUCGUUGCAAGGCAUGUGGAUCAGUGAUCCUUCACUAUCAUGGGACGUGGUACAAGAGCAGAUCCCUGCAGUAGAUUUCGUGAACAAAUAUGCUGGUCUAUUCUCCUUCAAUCAAACGUUCACGAAUCACCUCGAGAAGAAGGCCGCGAGGUGUAAUUACACUGGCUACAUAGACAAAUACGUGACAUAUCCUCCAGCCGGCCUUCUUCCUCUCCCAGGGGACUCAGUCGAGGCGGCUGAGGGCUGUGAUGUUUGGGACGACAUUUUCAAUAAUGCGUUGAUCAUCAACCCCGCCUUCAAUAUAUAUCGCAUCUGGGACACUUAUCCCGUCCUAUGGGAUGUCCUCGGUGCCCCGGGUUCGAUCAUACAGUCACAAACUCCACUCUACUUCGACCGUACGGAUGUGAAACAAGCCAUCCAUGCACCUGUUGACACAGAGUGGACGGAGUGUUCCAAUAUCAAUGUCUUCCCAAAUGGAGACGGUAGCUUGCCCCCUGCUUUCACCGUGUUACCAAAUGUUAUAGAGAAGAACAAGCGGACUGUCAUCGUGCACGGUCUCGCCGACUUUGUUCUCAUUUCUGACGGAACCAGAAUCGUCAUUCAAAAGUACGUGCGGAACGGAUUACAAGGAUUCCAGACACCUAUCGCCGAUGACAGUUUCCUUGUCGAUGGUGUGGGUGCCUUCGGGACUAUGCACUCAGAGCGGGGACUCACAUAUUACGAAGUAGUCCUGAGUGGACACAUGGUUCCACAAUUUGCGCCAGUAGCUGCCUUCCAGAUUAUGCAGUACUUGAUGGGCUUUAGGGAUACGCCAUAGAUAAGGACACUUGUCUUUGGUUUGAUUUAGGUUCCUGCCAUCUGUAAAAAACGUCAGCUCUUAGAAGAUAGUUAGGAAGCCUAUUGUCUCUGGGUCCUGGAGAUCUUCAUUAUUUCACCGAGUUCUCAUAUAUAUUACUGCAUGCUGUAUGCUUCUUAUUCGGCUCAUACUUCAGAGUACUUCCAGUGACACGCAUCUUCAGCUGAUUCUUGCCCU
This is a messenger RNA of Suillus plorans, 1734 nucleotides long. Its product is annotated as Alpha/Beta hydrolase protein. Gene Ontology annotation, molecular function: serine-type carboxypeptidase activity. The annotation marks the transcript as partial. The transcript is spliced from 15 exons. NCBI's taxonomy places the organism in Eukaryota, Fungi, Basidiomycota, Agaricomycetes, Boletales, Suillaceae. Gene Ontology annotation, biological process: proteolysis. The record is from RefSeq and is a predicted model, not a curated record.